GUGUGUGUGUGUGUGUGUGUGUGUCUGACAGCAUCUGACUGGUUGCUGCUCAGUCCACCGCUUGGUGGUGAGAAGUAUAGGCACUCUGGCUCAGAGCGGGAUAAACACCGGACGAAGGUGGAAAAAAUACGAACUCUCCAUCACGCUUUAGACUCGAAUUAAUCGCCGCGUGCUCCUCCGGACCAGGAGAUUUGUAGCUGCCGCAGUGGCUUGUUCCGGCAGCGGGCAUUUGCUGCUUGAUGCGUCCGCAGUGCUGGAUUUUGCAGUUCUGAAGUAAAUGAGAUCUACUGACCGACACUCUAUAAUCACAACACCUUGACAGGAGGCUUGCCAUCUUAAAAGAUCUUCUCAAAGGACAUCUGACUGGAUACUUGAGUAACCGGGAACACCAAUCGGAUCUCUGCAGCUUAGUGGGACGCAAUAUGAAAAUCUGGUCAUGAGCGGGUAUCUGAUGAGAAAUGAUGUCCUCGGAAAACACAAGCACUUCCUGCCCUGUGGGAGGCUAUGCGUGGGAAUGCUCAGAUCCACUAUCUGAAAAGCUAUUGCACACAAACAAGACUCUGGUCGUAAAUGAAGAUUCCUUUCCAGUGUGACAAUACACCAAGCGCACACUGAACAGAGAAAAACAAAAAUCGUGUUUCUCAAGCUGAUGUUCCUAACAGAACUGUUACAUCCAAUUACAAUCAAAGCCUUGUUGAACACCCAGUGGAUAACUGCUAAAAAGAUCAUAACCUGUGUAAACGACAGAAACAAAAAUCAGCUGGAGCUAUGGCUGAAGCACAGAUGUCCAUUUCUUCUGGGUCCAGUGGAAAUGGUGGAGGUAUGGUGACCAGUGCCUUACUUUGCUGGGCUAUGACUCUUGUGUUCCUCUCACUGACUAGGGUGCCUGUUGUUCAGGGUGACUGCUGGCUGAUUGAAGGGGAAAAGGGAUUUGUAUGGUUGGCAAUCUGCAGCCAGAACCAGCCACCAUAUGAAAAUAUCCCAUUGCACAUUAACAGCACAAUUGUUGACCUGCGACUCAAUGAGAACAAGACAAGCAUCCACUUUUCUUCCUUAAGUCGCUUUGGCAAUCUCACAUACCUGAAUCUGACUAAGAACGACAUCUCGUAUAUUGAAGAUGGGGCUUUCUCAGCCCAAUUUAAUCUUCAAGUGUUGCAGAUUGGCUUUAACAAGCUGAGGAACUUGACCGAGGGAAUGCUGAGAGGAUUGGGACGCUUACAGUACCUCUAUCUUCAGGCUAACCUGAUCGAGACGGUCUCAGCCAAUGCCUUCUGGGAAUGCCCCGCGAUAGAGAACAUCGACCUCUCGAUGAACAGGAUUCAGCUUCUGGAUGGUCCUACAUUUCGUGGUCUGUCAAAGCUUACAACAUGUGAGCUCUAUGCUAACCCGUUCAGUUGCUCUUGUGAGCUGUUGGGAUUCCUGCGCUGGCUUGUUGCAUUCCCAAACCGGACAAGUGAGCGAAUGGUUUGCGACACCCCUCCUGGCUUUUCAGGCUACAGUCUUUUGAGUCAGAACCCCAGGAUGCCAAGAUUUCGGAAUGCCUUCCAUGCACUCUCCUCUGUCUGCAGUGAUGACAAUGUGACACCAAAUCUGCAAGGGUCUUCAGAUGAGUGCACUCCCACAAUGUUAAGCCCUUGUGGACUGGAUGACUGCUCCUCAGGAACAUUUCCAGAGGAGGCCAUAAGCAUCAGCCCCACCUUUGUGGAUCCAGAUGCACGUCCUCUAAUGAAACUAAAAGACAUUACCCACACAAGUGCGACAAUCUCGAUUCAGAUUCCAAAUCCGUUUAGAAAAAUGUACAUCCUUGUCCUGUACAAUAACAGCUUCUUCACUGAUAUCCAAAACCUGAAAAGCCAGAGAGAAGACAUUGAGUUACAGAACCUUAAAACUCACACGAACUACACAUAUUGUGUGGCAUCCAUUCGCAAUUCACUGAGGUUCAACCACACCUGCCUGACCAUCUCCACAGGACCAAAUCCAUUGCAAGAACAUGUGGCAAAUGAUUCAACUGCCACUCAUUACAUUAUGACCAUAAUCGGUUGUCUUUUUGGGAUGCUGAUUGUUCUGGGUGUAGUGUUCCAUUGCUUGAGAAAGCGCAAAAAACAAGACGAGCCAAAGAGCAAGAAGCUGGAAAAGAUGAAAAGAAACUUGAUCGAGAUGAAAUACGGAACUGAACUGGAACAGGGCACUAUAUCACAGCUGUCCCAGAAACAAAUUCUGUCUGCUGGUGAGACCAUACAAAGGAUGCCAUACUUGCCAACUGCCAGUGACUCAGAUCAGUAUAAGAUGCAAGAGAUCUCUGGGACACCAAAAACCACAAAGGGGAAUUACAUGGAAGUGAGAUCAGAGCAACCGGAGCGCAGCAUUAGGGAAUGCAGCAUUCCUCCAUCAGAAGCCAGCCAGGGAUCUGUUGCAGAGAUAUCCACAAUUGCAAAAGAAGUGGAUAAAGUAAACCAAAUCAUCAACAACUGCAUUGAUGCACUCAAAUCCGAUUCAACAUCAUUCCAGGCUGCAAAAUCUGGUGCUGUCUCCACAGCGGAGCCUCAGUUGGUCCUUAUAUCAGAGCAUCCACCAGGCAAGUCUGGUUUUCUGUCUCCAGUGUACAAAGGAGGCUAUCACCAUCCUCUACAGAGGCACCACAGUAUGGAUGCCCCACAAAAGCGUGCAAGCACAUCCUCGAGUGGCUCGUUGCGUAGUCCACGCUCUUUCCGUUCUGAAGGAGCUUACAGAUCAGAAUCCAAAUACAUUGAGAAGGCAUCUCCACUUGAUGAGUCAGGAAUCAUUACAGUCACUCCAGCCGCUGCGAUCCUGAGGGCGGAGGCAGAGCGGAUUCGACAAUACAGUGAACACAGGCACUCCUACCCUGGUCCCCACCAUAUAGAGGAGUCGAUAGAGGUUUCAGGAAGCCGGAAGUCAUCCAUUCUGGAGCGCUGGCCGCACCAGACCACGGAGCUAUCCUAUUCACAGCUCUCACCGCAGUACCACAACCUGAGCGGCUACUCCAGCCCUGAGUACAGCUGUAGGCCUUCUCUUAGCCUGUGGGAACGUUUUAAACUCCACCGCAAACGCCAUCGGGAUGAGGAAGAGUACAUUGCAGCAGGCCACGCGUUAAGGAGGAAAGUACAGUUUGCCAAAGAUGAGGACCUACAUGACAUUCUGGACUACUGGAAAGGAGUCUCUGCUCAGCAGAAAUCAUGAUUGCCAUUUUUGUAGCUCGUUCGAUUAAAGAAGACCACACAAAUCUCUGGACCAAACCAGCCAGUAUCAGUGAUUAAGUGAGCACUCACUUUUAGAGAAAUAGCUUAGAAGUAUUGCUAGCUCUUUUCAAUCAUUCUGUUUGAGAAUGAAAACAAAAUACGAGAUACUGUAGAUCUUGCAGUGAGUGUACGUGCCAAGUGGUAAGAAUAGAAAACUUUUAACAGUAUUAACCUCAACUCAACAUUUGAUUUUUAUAUAUUGGAAAUAACAAUAAACUACUAUUAUAUUAUCACCAUUCUCAUCAUCAUCAUGACCAUCAUUGAUUAGUAGUAUUACUGUUAAGAUUGAUUCUUCUUCUUAUUACAAUUAAUCUUUGGUUAUCGCAUGGCCGUGUCCUGUGACAGUAUUGACUGUUGUGUACUUGGAAAAACAUACAACUCAAAAUGUCUGCCGAACACUGUUUUCCCUAACCUUAGAUUUUCAUACAGACUGUGCAACUUUGAAAACGCUCUUUUUUCUUCUUUAGCGACAAUGGACAAUUGCUGAAUUUGCUACAGAAGCACACCUCUACUGGAUUUUAAAACAACAACUUUUCAGAAGAAAAGCUUCU
Puntigrus tetrazona (Sumatra barb) is the source of this 3808-nucleotide messenger RNA. RefSeq names its product extracellular leucine-rich repeat and fibronectin type III domain containing 1b (gene elfn1b). Gene Ontology annotation, molecular function: protein binding. The record is from RefSeq and is a predicted model, not a curated record. NCBI's taxonomy places the organism in Eukaryota, Metazoa, Chordata, Actinopteri, Cypriniformes, Cyprinidae. Gene Ontology annotation, cellular component: plasma membrane.